Molecule: messenger RNA, 6194 nt
Organism: Myxocyprinus asiaticus (Chinese sucker)
Lineage: Eukaryota; Metazoa; Chordata; Actinopteri; Cypriniformes; Catostomidae
Product: thyrotropin-releasing hormone-degrading ectoenzyme-like
Exons: 20
Coding region: 130-3114 (994 amino acids)
Biological process (GO): peptide catabolic process; proteolysis
Cellular component (GO): cytoplasm
Molecular function (GO): peptide binding; metalloaminopeptidase activity; zinc ion binding
Source: RefSeq, a predicted model, not a curated record
GAGCAGACAUUCACAGAAACACUCUUGCGAUUGAUCAUGAAGCAGGUGUGCUGGAACUGAAUCCACAUCAGACUCAGAGGAGAAAUCGUGGAUUUGCGGGGAUGUGCGCGUGCGUGAGGAUUCGUACCGAUGGUUUUUGAGGGCACGAGCAUGAGGAACGGACGGGCUCUGUCCGAUCAGUGGGCCGACAGCGUGGUGGUCCGGCCCCGCACGACAGAACAGCACAUCACGGUGCACAAGAGACUCGUGCUGGGCUUCGCUCUCUCCAUCCUCACCCUCAUCAUCGUCACGGCCAUCGCCAUCACGCUCAGCGUGAGCUUCGAGAGAUGCACCGGGGAGAGCAGCGGGGCUCUGGCCGCUAACGGCUCCAGUAACAGUAAAGUGAAGCAGUCCCGGGACGGCAACAGCAGCAGAGACUCAGAGGACGGCCAGCAGCCCUGGAGACAUGUGCGCUUACCGGCCACCCUGCGCCCUCGCCACUACGACCUCCGACUGUCCGUGUACAUGGAGAACUUCACCUUCUCCGGUGAGGUGAACAUUGAGUUUGAAUGCGUCCGCGCCACUAAGUUUAUCGUGCUGCACACGGACAGGUUGGAGAUGGAGAAAGUGCUGGUGUAUUCAGACAGUAAGAAGGCUGCAGGUGCCAUGAGGAUCCAGCGACGCUUCCACUAUCAGCUCAAACAGGUGUAUGUGAUCGCACUGCACAGAGAGAUGAAGCCCCUCAGAACAUACAAGAUCAACAUCACUUUUCAUGCGCUCAUUCAACAUGAACUCUUGGGAUUUUUCCGCAGCUCAUACGUGCUGCAUGGAGAGAGAAGGUAUCUUGCUGUGACGCAGUUCUCACCGACUCACGCCAGAAAGGUGUUCCCGUGUUUCGAUGAGCCCAUCUAUAAAGCCACAUUCAGAGUGAGUUUGAAACAUGAGAGCUCAUAUCAGUCCCUGUCCAACAUGCCAGUGGAGGCCUCUACAUCUGAUGAGGACGGGUGGGUGACCAACCAUUUUUCCAGGACGCCCCGCAUGUCCACAUACUACCUGGCCUGGGCCGUGUGCAACUUCACCUACAGAGAAACAGUCACAGAUAAUGGAGUUGUGGUUCGUCUGUACGCCAGACCUGAUGCCAUCCAGAGUGGAUCGGGGGACUAUGCUCUUCACAUCACCAAAAGACUUCUGCAGUUCUACCAGGAUUACUUCAAAGUCAAAUAUUCCCUCCCCAAAUUAGAUCUGCUGGCUGUGCCGAAGCAUCCAUAUGCAGCCAUGGAAAACUGGGGUCUGAGUGUAUUUGUGGAGCAGAAGAUAUUGUUGGAUCCUGACAUCUCCUCCUCCUCCUAUCAGAUGGAGCUCACCAUGGUGGUGGUGCACGAGAUCUGUCACCAGUGGUUUGGAGAUCUCGUCACUCCAGUUUGGUGGGAGGACGUUUGGCUGAAGGAGGGAUUUGCUCAUUUCUUUGAGUACAUUGGGACUGAUUUUCUCUUUCCAAAGUGGAACAUGGAGAAGCAGAGGUUUCUCACUGAUGUUCUUCAUGAGGUGAUGUUAUUGGAUGGUUUGGCUACUUCUCAUCCAAUCUCUCAACAAGUCUAUGAAGCCACAGACAUCGACAGAGUGUUUGACUGGAUAGCAUAUAAGAAGGGAGCCGCUCUGAUCCGUAUGCUGGCUAACGUCAUGGGACAGUCACUAUUCCAGAGAGCACUCAAUGAUUAUUUGAUGACACACAUGUAUGGGAACGCUGAUAGAGACGACUUGUGGAAUAAAUUGUCUGAGGCCAUGCAGAGGGAGGGGAAGGACAUCAACAUCACGGAGGUCAUGGACCGCUGGACUCUUCAGAUGGGAUAUCCCGUCGUUACCAUCAGCAAGAACGACAGUCUUGACAACAAUGUCUCCAUCUCCCAAGAGCACUUUGUCUAUGACACAGAUGCCAAGAUCCACCAUCCUGAGCUGUUCAACAAAAGCUUCCAAUGGCAAAUUCCCCUGACGCUCACAGUGGGAAACUCCAGUCACAUAUCAACAGAGACAAUCAUCUGGCUCUCCAAUAAAACAGAGAUGCACAGAGUUAGUCAAAUGGAUGGGGAGACAUGGUUGCUUGGAAACAUCAAUCAAACAGGUUACUUCAGAGUGAACUACGACCUCAACAACUGGAGACUUCUCAUUCAGCAGCUGAUGACCAACCCAACGAUCAUCUCCGUGGGCAACAGGGCUGGUCUGAUCGAUGAUGUCUUCAAUCUGGCAAGAGCGGGGUAUCUACCCCAAAAUAUCCCCAUGCAGAUCAUCUCAUACUUGUCUCAGGAGAGUGAGUUUCUGCCAUGGCAUGCUGCUAGUCGAGCUCUUUACCAGCUGGAUAAACUCCUGGACCGAACAGAAGACCACAGUCUGUUUAGUGACUAUGUGCUUAAACAGGUGGCACCAAAGUAUCACAAGAUGGGCUGGCCAUCCACUUCCUCUGACGGCUCCUUCAUGCAGGCUGCUUAUCAGACUGAAGAGCUGCAGAGAGAGGUAAUCAUGUUGGCCUGUAGUUUUGGAAACAAACACUGUCAUCGUCAAGCUGUGUCUCUCAUUUCAGACUGGAUUUCCAGCAACAAGAACAGGAUCCCCCCCAAUAUGCGGGACAUUGUGUAUUGCACAGGCGUGUCUCUGAUGGACGAGGAUGUGUGGGAGUUUAUCUGGAUGAAGUUCCACUCCUCCACUGCUGUUUCUGAGAAAAAGGUUCUUCUGGAGGCCUUGACCUGCAGUGACAACAUCUUCCUGCUCAACAGACUCCUAAAUCUGUCUCUGACCUCUGACCUAGUGCCAGAUCAAGACGUGAUUGAUGUCAUCAUAAAUGUGGGCCGCAAUCCAACCGGAAGACAUUUAGCAUGGAGAUAUUUCAGAGAAAAGUGGGACAUAUUAAAUUCCAGGUAUGGUGAAGCUUUAUUUAUGAACUCUAAAUUAAUCAGCGGUGUGACCGAGUUUCUCAACACUGAGGCCGAGUUGAAUGAGCUGAAAGAGUUUAUCCUGACCAGUGGAGGAGGGGCGACACCUGCAUUCGCUCGAGCCGUUGAGAUCGUUCAAGCUAAUGUAAAAUGGCACACGCUGUACGAGCAACAGUUCUACCAAUGGCUGCGGAAAGCUCCCGACGGUUAAUGCAACAUCAAGCAUGGAAAACUCUAUAAGCAUGGAAGCUCUAUCAGACAUUGAGGCCAGUGACUUGAGGAGACUAAAGUGAUAAUAAAAUAGGCCUAUACAUUUCUGGAUAAUGAGAAUCUGCAAAAUCAAGUUUUAUUUCCCUGCUGUUUAAGAUGCGAGCUGGCCCUGACUGAGAACAAGAUGAAGGGAACAGUUUAAGAGGAAGCUGAACUAAAGGAAUCAACACUGAAAAUUGCAUGGUGGUGUACACUGGUAGUGAGAAAUGAUGUUAUUUCCAUUGUCCCAUUGUAUUUUGCAUGAAACUCAUUUCCUUUGUCCAAUCAUCCAGUUUGCUGAAAUUUGACCUCCUAAGAGUCCAAAGGUGCUCAAAUUUUCUUUGAAGAUCAGACCGCAGUACAAGGAGACUGCUUUUCGGUAUAUAAACACAAUUUACACAAAGAUCAUCGGAUGUGACAAUCAGUGUUUCCAUUGGACGGAAGGACAAAAGGGGGACAAAGCAGAUUAAGAGGAGAAACAUGCAUGUAGCCUUUCUUUCUCUAAAGCCAUAAAGUGGAGCAGACUGAAUUGUAUCUCUUGUACAGUUCAAAUUCUUAUUGUUUGAUCUGUUUGGACCCUCUUAGCUGAAGUGUGUAUUUUUUUAUAUGUUAAAAUACAGCUUAAUAUACAUGGAGACUUCAUCCAGCUGUAAGUCUAAGCCAUCCGUAGGUUGAUUUCCCCCAAUCAAAGAUAUUUCUCUGUUUGUUUGAGCAUCCCGACCUGUCUGACACAGCAACAUUUGCUCAACCAAUGGCUUGUGUUUGGGGUGAGACUAUCUAUUUUUUGACCAAUGGAAGAUGGGGGGAGCUUUCAGUGAAAGCUAUUUGAAAACUGUGAUUUUUUUUGUACCUUCAUUCUGUGAUGCAGAAAUUGCACACUUCACCUUUAAAGAGACAACACUCGAUGAGAGCAGGAGUGGUGAUAAUAUAACUGACAGGUGUCCUGUAUCAUUUGCAGUCUUUUGCCUGUGUUUUGGAGGGUCUGUCCUUGAAUCUUUGGUAUGUUUGUUGAGUGGAAAAUAUAUUCUGUGUGUCAAUAUUUUAAUGUAUAAUUCAAUGAUUUGCUGGAGGGAGGUCAAUUCAUUCAGUGCAGGGCUGAGUUGCAUUAUCUUAAUGAAGUACUGUACACUGUUGUGUUAUUUAUGGCUUUUUGCACGGAGACUGAUUACAGUAUGAAAGCUGCCAUAGUUAUAUAUUUUUCUUUCUUUUCAAUACAUCAACAUGAAUGGACGUAAGUGUCCAACAUUCCUUCUGAAAAUACGUUUGAAGUGUCUCCCAGGCUUGGGUAGAAUUCAGAGUUUAAGAAUUGGCUUUCGGUUGGAAUUAACAGAAUUGCAAUUCAAAGAAAUUCCACACAGUCACACAACAGGAAUUGAAUCAGUCCAACACAAGUUGUCAAAAAUUGAAAUUGCAUUAUUAAUUUUGUAACUAAAAUAACACAUAUGCCUAUUUAUUCUCUGAUAUGCAGAUUUUUUUUUCUCAAUUCAUCAGACAUAUUUCUCCUAAACUAAUACUGUCAAAACAAAUAACACAACCUAUCAAAAACUAGCUUGCCAUUGAGCAACACAACCACAUUUAUACUUUAUAAUAAAGUAUAAAAAGUGACAUCAAGAAUUGAAUCUGCUGAUUACAUAAUAUGUAAUAAUUAUAAUGUUAAAUAUACCUAGACUGGCGGCCAAAGGUUUGGAAUAAUCUACAGAUUUUGCUCUUAUGGAAAUAAAUUGGUACUUUUAUUCACCAAAGUGGCAUUUAACUGAUCACAAUGUAUAGUCAGGACAUUAAUAAUGUGAAAAAUUACUAUUACAAUUUGAAAAAAAUGUUCAACUACUAUGUUUUAAAUUACUUCAAAGAGUUCUCAUUAAAAAAAUCCUCCAUGUGCAGCAAUGACAGCUUUGCAGAUCCUUGGCAUUCUAGCUGUCAGUUUGUCCAGAUACUCAGGUGACUUUUCACCCCACACUUCCUGUAGCACUUGCCAUAGAUGUGGCUGUCUUGUUGGGCACUUCUCACGCACCUUACAGUCCAGCUGAUCCUAGAAAAGCUCAAUGGGUUUAAGAUCCAUAACACUCUUUUCCAAUUAUCUGUUGCCCAAUGUCUGUUUCUUUGCCCACUCUAAACUUUUCUUUUUCUGUUUCAUAAGUGGCUUUUUCUUUGAAAUUCUUCCCAUAAGGCCUGCACCCCUGAGAUUUCUCUCUACUGUUGUACAUGAAACUGGUGGUGAGCAGGUAGAAAUCAAUGAAGCUGUCAUCUGAGGACAUGUAAGGCAUCUAUUUCUCAAACUAGAGACUCUGAUGUACUUAGCUUCUUGUUUAAUUUUACAUCUGGGCAUUCCAUAUCUCUUUCUGUCCUUGUUAGAGCCAGGUGUCUUUUGUCUCUGAAGACUGUAGUGUACACCUUUGUAUGAAACUUCAAUUUCAAGCAUUGUAUUACCUUCAUUCCUCAAAACAAUGAUUGACUGAUGAGUUUCUAGUUUCUUUUUUGCCAUUUUUGACCUAAUAUUGACCUUAAGACAUUCCAGUCUAUUGCAUACUGUGGCAACUCAAAAACAAACAAUGUUAAGCUUCAUUUAACAAACCAAAUAGCUUUCAACUGUGUUUGAUAUAAUGGCAAGUGAUUUUCUUGUACCAAAUUAGCAAUUUAGCAUGAUUACUCAAGGAUAAGGUGUUGGAGUGAUGGCUGUUGGAAAUGGGGCCUGUCUAGAAAAUGACUUUUUUAAAAUAGUGAUGGUGCUGUUUUUUUACAUCAGUAAUGUCCUGACUAUACUUUGUGAUCAGUUGAAUGCCACUUUGGUGAAAAGUCUGGUUCUGGAAGUAAAAAUCCCAUUGAUUUUUUAUUUAUUUUUAUUUAUUUUUUUCAUAGGGGAAUUUAUUUUAACUAUAACAUAUAAAUGAACUCCAAUGUCCUUAAUCGAUGGUACUCAGGGUUGGGGAGUAAAGGAAUACAUGAACGGGAUUACUUAUUUAAAAUACAAAAUAUAAGUAACUGUAUUCCACUACAGUUACAAUUUAAAUCAUUGGUAAUUAGAAUACAGCUACAUUCAAAAAG